Molecule: messenger RNA, 971 nt
Organism: Geodia barretti
Lineage: Eukaryota; Metazoa; Porifera; Demospongiae; Tetractinellida; Geodiidae
Source: the annotation of a GenBank genome assembly
GAUAUAAAGUUGGAUGUCGUCUCACAAACAGUAACAACAGCUGCAGUUGCUAUCAUUUCUUUUCUACCAGGCGAGCAAAGACAUACUAGCCACCUCUUCAAAAACAGAACCUUGGGCUGUCAGCACACUUCACCACGAUGGGCAAGCUACUGCUGUUUUCCACCGUACUCUGUGCAGCUUUGGCAACUGUGGUCUGUGCAGCCACGUCUGUCAGCGAUCACGAACUUGUGGCAAAGAGGGAGUACGACGACGCAUACACACAAAAUUCUCCCGACAUCUACGACGAAGUUGUAGCCAUGGAUGAGAAGCAGGAUGAUAAAAACGUGAAGAUAUUUUUCCGACGCGGCGUUUCCUACGUGAGGUGGGGUCGUACAGUCUGUCCACCCAAGGCCGAAGUGGUCUACGUGGGCAGAGCUGCUGCUAGCCACUAUUCCCACAAAGGGGGUGGGGCAAACUACCAGUGUGUCACACUCAAACCAGAGAACUUUGACUUUGGUCCUGGCACGGUAGACGGUUCGUUAAUCUAUGGCACUGAGUACGAAGUGGGAGGAAACGUCCCCAAGGCCCUUCAUACACUCCAGAAUAACAAUGUACCGUGCGUAGUGUGCUACGUUGCAACCCGGUCAACCAAAAUAAUGGUUCCCGGAACGUACAAAUGUCCAGCAAAGUGGACGACAGAAUACUACGGGUUCCUUAUGGCUGGGCACCACGGCCAUCACCGAUCCUCCUUCGAGUGUGUGGAUAAAACACCAGAGAAGGCAGACGGUGGCCAGGCCGAUGAAAACGGAGCUCUUUUCUACUUCGUUGAGCCUCGCUGUGGCAGUCUGCCGUGUCCUCCUUACGACCAGCAGAAGGAAAUGACGUGUGCAGUUUGCACUCGCUGAGAACAAAGUACAAACUGAACAGUUGUGAAAUAGAUGUGGUAGUUUGUGUUAUUGUUCCCAUUAGAAUGAAAAGCACUAAAGUGCAAA